UCCUGUUUGCGGUGGGAAAGGUUGAUUGGUGCUUGUAUCACCAUGACCCAUCGCAAUUCCCCGGAUCGACUCGGGCGUGCCGAUUUGGCGACUCAUUAAUUUAUGUUAUCAUCAUUAUUGAACCGAGCGUUACAGGGAAGGGAAGGGAUUACUGGAUGGUCGCUCCGCUCGCCAUGAUGAGAUUUUCCGGAAUUGUGGGGGUCGUACGGGUCGUCUGACUAACCCCGUGAAGGGGGCAGGAGGAGGAGGAGGUUAACAUGAUAGAGUUCCACGAGAUUACCGUUGGUUUCAAGUGAUCUCACCCAUGCGAGCACAGGUAUCAGGUAUCAUGAUAAGCUAGUGCCGCCAUGUAUCAUGGGCUGCGGUAUCAAUGAUCGUCGGGGCCGGAUUGGAAGUGAAGGGUUCCGGAACCAAGCUCACAGCCACCACAAGCCCCCCUCCCCCUCACCGCAGAGUUUAUCAUAUCAUACACGGUCGGUAGGGGGGAACAAGGAGAUUGUGCAGUACCGUAAGAGAGCCCGUCCCCGCGCUUCUUCCUUCCAGAUCCGCCGAGUGAGCCGGGUAUCUAUGCUUACACAGUCCAUGCAUCGGCUACACUAGAUUACGAUACCACAAUCUAAGCCUAAUCAACACACCGACGGUGCCCUGCACAGAGAAAAUAGUCCUUCCGAGAGGUCUCGUGCAGUGCAAGUUACAAUCCCAUCUGCCAUUGCUAUCGAGAGCUCCUCCCAGCGAGGAAGCAGCAUCCCCAAAACUCUCCCGAGCAACUCGUUACUCAUCAACCCUCGCUGCCCUACUACUCCCCAGGCCGAAGCUGCAACGCCCCAAAGGGAAAGCGGUAGACUAUAUACUGUACAAGUGCAUGCAGCAGUGAGGUGAUUUUGGGAUAACAGAAGAUAGGCAUUGUGGAAAAAAAAAAUGAAAAAAAAAAAAAAGUCCUAGAAUAACGAUAUAUCAAUCACUCCCUCUCAUGGUCCUUCACCAUCAUCAUUAUGGUCACCUCGUCCUCCUCAGUAGCUUCAUUGCGAAACACCCGUGAUCCCUAACCACAUUCAGGAUCCGACGUGAGGCGAAUUUUUGCCAACUAGGCCUUCAAAGAGAAUAUCGCACAAUACAGCGGAGACGUAGCAACCCCGCUCUUGACCAACUUACCCCGCAAAGUUUGUGUUUGCGUACUGUACCCGCCUACAUAUCACACGGCGACGACAAACAUCCAGCAGCCAUAGUGUAAAAUGUCCUCCAAUAAGAAGAAGAUCCUGGCGCUAGGGGAGAUCAUCCAGUAGGUUCAAUUCUUGACUCCAAUUCCUUUUUUUCUUUCCUUUUCUCCCCAUCUCUCACGUGGGCAUGCAAGGGCCAAGAGAAGGGGGAGAUAAAAAAGGUGGCGGAUAGGUGGGUUGCAUAUAGCUAACCAGGUGACAUUAGCGCACACACAUACUGGAAUUCACUAAAUGAUAUCGCCGAGAUCAUCAUUCCCAAGGCACGCGGUAGAGCGGAAUUCAUAGAGGAAAGCAAAUCAGGUGCAUUCGAUGGCGUCCUUUGUGCCUACCGAACCUUUCCUUCGGAAGCCAUAACGGGCCGAAUAGACGAGGAACUCGUAAGCGCCCUGCCAAAGAGCCUGAAAUUCCUCUGUCACAAUGGUAAACAUUAAUCCCUUUUUCCUCCCCUCUUCCCUUUCUCCCGCGAAUCGCCUCCCAAGGAAACGAGAUGAUCACCAUCACGAGGGAUGCUGAGACAAAUAAAACGAAAAAAGGUGCCGGUUACGACCAGAUCGAUCCAGAAGCAUGCACCCGGCACGACAUCCGAGUGUCCAAUGUCCCGACAGCUGUCGACGACGCAACGGCAGACCUAAACCUCUUCUUGAUAAUCGGGGCCCUACGUAACCUGAACCAAGGCAUGUUCCAGCUGCGCCAGGGCAACUGGCUCAAGGACGUCCCUCUGGGACACGACCCGGAGGGGAAGAUCUUGGGCAUUCUAGGGCUCGGCGGGAUAGGACGCACACUGAAGAAGCGGACAGACGCAUUUGACAUGAAGGUUAUCUAUCACAAUCGGAGACGCCUAUCCCCAGACCUGGAGGAUGGGGCGGAAUAUGUCAGCUUCGACGAGCUCCUUUCCAGGUCGGAUGUCAUUAGUUUGAAUCUCCCCUUGAACGUAUGCUUCCCCUUCCCCCCCUAGGAUGGGUCCGGGUCCGCCGGUAUGGUGUAGCACCGUACAAGACUCUUGACCACCUUUGAAAUGGCUAACAUAUAAACCGAGGAUGUGACCCACAAAAAAUACCCACAAUCUAGUCCGCAACAAGACACAUACUCUCGACCAAAGAGUUCUCAAAGAUGAAGGACGGCGUAGUAAUCGUGAACACAGCCCGCGGCGCAGUGAUGGACGAGGACGCACUCGUGCAAGCCCUCGCUAGUGGAAAAGUGCGAAGCUGUGGGCUCGACGUGUACGAGGAGGAACCGAAAGUGCAUCCGGGUCUUUUAUCCAAUCCCAGCGUUAUGCUGAUCCCACACAUGGGGACUCACUGCCAUGAGGUAUGGAAUUGCUUUUCGCGCAAGCACCGGAAGUGGAAGGAAACUGAUGGACUGGAAAUAGACUCGAGAGGCGAUGGAAUGCUGGGCCAUUGACAACCUGCACUCCGCAAUCUCCACCGGGAAGCUGAAAUCUCCGAUACCAGAGCAGGCUGGUAUGUGAAUGUGAGCCAUGUGAGUUGGCGGGAGGGACGGAGAGAUAGAUAAUUACUAGAUACAAGCUAGACCAUUACUCAUACAUGUAUUUAUCCCAUCUCCACACAAAGGUCCCGUCUCCAAGUCCAAGUCUCAGAGGUCCCGUAUCAAAGUGGCGGAGCCAGAGCGAAACGAGUGA
This is a messenger RNA of Tuber aestivum (summer truffle), 2856 nucleotides long. Lineage: Eukaryota; Fungi; Ascomycota; Pezizomycetes; Pezizales; Tuberaceae. The record is from the annotation of a GenBank genome assembly.